AUGCCCCGCCGCACUUCCGCUCGUAGUGCCAUUGCUCAUGCUGCGCUAAACUCAUCUACACGGUCUGCCACCGUUCCUCCUCGAUCUCUUCCCGAAAAUCUCGUCGUUCUCAGAAAGCAGUGGAAAUGGGCGGCAUUUAGUCAAUUCUUCUUCACUUUCUCCCCCUUGUUUGCCAUGGACGAUGUCUCCCUGAAGGAUGUGGAAGACGACUUGUAUAUGGGCAGCUCUCUCGUAUUACCGCGUAUCAUGGUCAGACUUCUGUAUACCCUCUCCUAUGACCGGAAAGUCAAUCUGAACAACUGGCAAACCACAUUACGACGCCAAUACACCAAACGCGAUCCCAUAGCUAACCCCAUAGGUCCCGAGCCUAUCAAAGAAGAUGAUUACGCCCGUGAAUUAACUUCUCCAGAGCCUCCUUCGACUAAAGAAGGGACAAAUGAGCCUACCGAUGAUACGGUGGUUAGGAGUAAACCCUCUUCUCGAGAACACUCGAUGUUUCCCGAGAAUGGCAAGGCGCCCAUGGUCAAGCCUGAAGAUGACUUUACUACAUCAACCACCUCCCGAGAGAAGUAUCAUCCGUCAAAGGCAAAAGACAAUGCUCCAGAAGAAGAGUCGAAGGAUUGGCUCUCUCUAAAUAUGUUAGAAAAAUUGGACUCUCUUCACUUGUUGACCGAAUGGCAAUUCCAAAGUCCGAAGCGUGUGCGUAUGUUGAUGAAAAGUGACGAUGAUCAGGCUUCUUGGCGAAUUGAGCCAAUAGGCUAUGAUGCCAAGCGCAAUGCUUACUGGCUUAUCGGUGCCGACCGCCUAUGGAUCCAGCGUGUUCCACCUAAACCCCCCAGACCACCCCCCAAACACUCUUUGAAACGCAAACGAAUCGUGGACACGAAUCAAACAAAGACGAAGUUAUCUUCAACAAAGCGACUUCGUUUACAAAGUACUAUCGAAAGCGAUAGAAACGUUGCCAAAUCAGCUGUAGAACCUGUCCCUAGCACCAGUGGGCGGCACGGUCGCGCAGCGAAGGAUCAAGCAAACCUAAAACUCGAUGCCCAAGCUAAAGAGCUAGCCGAACUCAAUAGGCAAGCUGCUCUUUUGGCCUCCCAUAGUCCUGGAAGCAACCGUAAAUCAUCCACUCGUGGUGCAUCAUCUGCGAAGUUAUCGUCCUCGCCCGCUCGCCCAACUCGAGGCACAUCGUCUGCACGUCCACUUGGUACACGUCAAAGUGCAAGGCUCAGAGGAUCAGAUGACGAUGAAUGGCAAGCUAUACCUGAUGAAUGGCUACAGAAUGAUGAAGAUGGCGAUAUGGAAGAGAAAGGCAAGGAUAAACGCGGAUCGCCCAGUCUUCGGAGCGUCUCGAGUAUCAGUGAAUUGACGGAGCUCAGCGAAGAGGAAGAAAUCCCAACGCCAGCAGAGGAAACACGAAUCAUGGAGGAACCUGUCUCUCCUGAUAAAUCACAAGAAAAUGUUUCGAUGACUCAAGAAUUUGUUGAAUGGGAAACUAUUGCUGUUACACUCUUCGAGUGGGAACACAUAGCCGAACGUUGGCAAAACGCUACUCAUUACUCUGAAAAGGCUCUUUGCAAGGUUCUUAAAAAUCAUAUCGUGCCCAUCAUCACGGAAGAGCUCAGAGACGUCGAGGUUAAACGCCAGAAAGAAGAAUCUAUAACUCAGCGCAAGCGAUCAUCUCGCAUCGCUAUUAGGGAAAGCGAAAAAGAAGAGGUUCGGCUCGCCGCCAAGAAGAAAGCAGAGGAGGAAGAGAAGAUGAGCAGAGCCAAACGUCUGGAAGCGAGACAACGGAAGGAGGAAGCAGAAAGGAUCAAACGAGAGACGGCACGAGAACAGAGGAGGAAGGAACGGGAAGAAAAGGAGGAAAGGGAAGCCCGCGAAGCUGAAGAAAAAGAAAAGAAAGAGCAACAGAAGGCUGAAAGGGCAGCAGGGAGGGCGAAGCAGCGAUCAUCGCAAUCCAAACCCGUUACUCAACCUUUCGGGUCAGACAGUGUGCUAUUACUGCACCCUCCAGGAGGGUCUCACUACAGCUCUAUAAAUGGGUCUACUAACAACUCAAGAAAUUCGCGCACAUCUGCAGGCGAUGACUGGGAACUCGACUGCGAAAUUUGUAAUCGCCACGGAAAAAAUCUUGAUGAACGUGUGCCGCUGCUAUGUUGUGCAUUAUGUUCAAGAUGGCAACACAUCUCUUGUCAUGACCAAGCUGAUUUGCAAGCAGGUCGUCCACGACGGAAUUGGGACCAGGACGAGUUUAUAUGUCGUCGAUGUCGAAUGGAUGCUCAUAAUAGCAAUCAAAAUGGAACACAGAUGCAGUAUCCACAAGCCAUGAACAUGUAUCCUUCACUACGCUCUUCCGUGCCGUCUCCGUAUAACCAGGUCCCGUAUGGGCAGGGUCUGGGAUUGGACUCAGGAGCUCCUCACACAAGUAACGGUUAUAUUGACGCGCCUAUGACGAAUGGAAGUAGAGCCUACGGAACAACAGAUGUCCGCUCCUCUCAAACUUAUAUGGAUCGCUCCAAUGCAGGUCCGAACUCCAAGCAGAUAUUGUUCUCGCACUACCAGCCCCAACAGCACGACUUUGUUCGCAAUGAACAUGAGCAAAGAGGCCCACAGGAUUUGUUAACCGCAUACGGACAUUCGGCCCAUUCAUACAAUCACUACGGAAACAAUAAUUCUUCUAACGAGAUGGCUGAGUGGAAUGAGACAUCGACCAACCAUGCGUACGAAUACUCUUCGACAUCUUCGUCGACACCAUCUAUUUCCAUGCCUCAUAAUAGCAUUGAAAGAACUAGCGUCGUACCCGAGUCUUCGUCGCGACAUAUUUCCCACAACAAACCUGCGUAUUACCAGCAGCAGGAGGAAUGGAAUUCACAUUCUAGUAGUGCUGAACGAUUAAACGCAAUCUCCAAUUCCUCAUCACAUCCUAUUCCUCAUGACCUGCCUACUCAUCAUCAGCAGCAGCAGCAAUGGCACUCUCGUCACCCCACUGCUGCUUCCUCACAAAUGCUCUCACAGAGUAACAUGCCAUUUGCAACAUCCCCAUCACCAUUGCAAUCACAUCCUUUGUAG
Messenger RNA from Lentinula edodes (shiitake mushroom), 3072 nucleotides. RefSeq lists its product as uncharacterized. The coding region runs from base 1 to 3072 and encodes 1023 amino acids. Gene Ontology annotation, biological process: regulation of DNA-templated transcription. Lineage: Eukaryota; Fungi; Basidiomycota; Agaricomycetes; Agaricales; Omphalotaceae. Gene Ontology annotation, cellular component: RSF complex. The transcript is spliced from 10 exons. The record is from RefSeq and is a predicted model, not a curated record.